AUGCAGACUUGGUACAGUCAGUCGUUUAGUCAUUUAGUCAGUCAUUUAGUCUCUUUCUUAAUUUCGAGACCAAGUGAGGGUUACCUUUUAAACUCCCUUCGACACGCAUUUUAAGACUAUAAGUUACUCAAAAUCGGUUUAGUAGUUCGUCUUCUAUUUAUCGCGUCACAGCGAGACAGGCAAAGGGUGUACAUACAUUCAUAAGCCCUGGCUCGGGCUGAAAACUAAUACUUUCAUUCAUAAUGUGAAAUGUAAUGGUCAAGUGAGUGAAUUAGUGAUUAUGUUGCCUAUGGUACGAUUCAUAGUUUAUACUAUCAACAUUGGGCAUACGUAGAUACACCAAAAUGUUAAUGGUAAAUUAAUUGCAAAAAUGUAUAUUUCCUGUUAUCCAUAAAUGUAUUCGUUAAUGCUAGAAAGAGGCAUUGCGUUUAUAGCGUUAGUGACUGAGCUUGAAUGGAAACUGGAACGAGUAACGAGGACAUCGCAAUUAAACCAUUCACGAAAUAGCCCAUCGCGUCAGUCUCAUACAAUCCUCUCUGUACAUGAUGAUUUCCAGAUAUAAAUACUUGCGUAUAUAUGUUUCAUAAUAUAUUUUCAUGUUUGUUUUCUUAUGGCAAAUGAUCUAAAAUUGGGGGAAGGCAAGAAUGAGGAUGUUGGUGUUUUAUCAAUGCAAAGUUUAACUCAGGUUAUUUAACGUAGUAACUCAGCUUUCUCCAUACUAGUCCUAAGCUUUACACAACGAAUUGAAGAACAUUGUGACGCCAAGCGGAGCCAGAAGUCGAGAAUAAUUCAUGCAAAGUAAUUGUUGGUGAAUUGACCCUGAAUUGAAGUUAAUAAUAUGGUUCUACAUUUACACUGGGUCAUACAAUGCACAGUAGACAAACAGUGCACGUUGAAACAAAAUAAUAGACAAACAAACAGUGUCAUUGAUUAAGUCAGGGCCACCAGUUUUAACGUGGAAUUCGGAAUAUUUUUUAAAUCUUUCACCAUUUCACCACGAUAAACAGUUUAAGGAUUAGCUGAUGGCAGUUUCGUUGUUUAUGUAGGUCUGCGCGUGGAGAAUACGAAAGUUUGUUGUGACACCAUUCAAUCGAUCGGUGACUGUUUGUAUUGUAUAGUUUAUUAGGUUUGACGUGUUCGGCAGAACAUGACAAUAUCCAUUAAAGGUUUUGUAAUUUUAUUGAUUUAAAAAAUAAAUAAACUGGAGCCUUGGAUAUCAUAUUGUAUUGUAUUCAAAAUGAGUUAGCAUUAAACCAACGUAAAUAUCCUAUUAAAUCCUACUUCCUGUCGUUAAAAAUUGCCAAGUGAUAUUUUCUAUGCUAUUGUUGGAUCGAAGGGAACAAGUUACGACAAUGUUCUCGCUGCAAUUUGCAUAUGUAAUUUGCAUAUGUGGCGCAUUGUCAGCAACGUCAACGCAUUCUUUAACUAGACGCCAAAGUAUUACUCUCUGGACUCGAAGCAACACAAAUGGACUCCUUCAAAGCGCUCUCACUCGUCCUGCGGCAGCUGCUGGAAUAAAUGAAAUUGGGGGAAAUGGAAAUAGAAACAAGAAAUCCACGAUUCCUGAUGCGAGACCCCUUUUUGAAGAGAGACUAUUUGUAAGCCCGACAGUAGAGUCUGUGAUUGAGGAUGUUUCUUCCAGAAUUUCGGAUCCAAGUCUUCGACAAAUUUUCCGAAACUGCUUGCCUAGCACAUUAGAUACGACGGUUUUAUGGCACAGACCAAGAGGUGCUGAUUAUAACUUUCCGUACACCUACAUAAUCACUGGAGACAUUGCUUCGAUGUGGCUACGAGAUUCGACGUACCAAAUUCAUCCUUAUGUCCCUCUCGCCAAAGAUGAUGACCAACUUCGCGAACUGGUGCUUGGAGUAAUUAACACGCAGGCGGAGAUGAUAAAUAUUUAUCCAUUUGGAAAUGCUUAUUUUCCUCUCGACCAUUGGAAUUCCAACAUUUCUCUAUCGCCACCCGAUUUCGGAAAAGAUGAUCAAGUUUUUCCUUACUACAAUAGGGAGAAAGUGUUUGAAGCGAAAUAUGAGCUGGACAGUUUGGCAUCUUUUCUAUAUUUGACGAAGUACUAUUUUGAGGAAACAGGAAACUCAGACUUCUUGGAUAAUCCAAAUUGGGAAAACGCCACACGACUUGUUCUUAGCACCAUGAAAUUGAUGCAGAGAGGAACGCUUGAAAAUUACCGUGCUGAUCCGUACAAAUUCACACGCCCAACGAGAACACAUACAGAAACACAGAAUUUAUACGGAAUAGGAAACCCAGCAAUGCGAUGUGGGCUCAUUCGAUCUUUCUUUAGGCCGUCGGACGAUUCUACUAUUUUGCAAUAUCUAGUACCUUCCAAUGCAAUGGCGGUUGUAGGAUUGUACGGUGUUUCCUACGUGCUUGACAGCACCGGUCGAUUUCCUGAGCUAUCAGAAGAUCUGAAGGUUCUUGCGAACGAAGUGGAUACAGCGAUCAAGAAACAAGCCAUUGUUCAUCAUCCGGAAUUUGGACGCGUCUUCGCCUAUGAGGUGGACUGCUAUGGCUCGCAUGUAUUUAUGGAUGACGCAAACUUUCCAUCACUGUUAUCUCUUCCUAAAUUUGGAUAUGUAGCCAAAGACGAUCCGAUCUAUAUCAACACAAGGAAAUACAUUUUAUCGGCGGACUGGAAUCCAUAUUACACAAAGGGAAAAUACGCCGGUGUUGGAUCUCCUCACACAGGAUUGCAACAAACAUGGCACAUGUCCUUGUGCAUGCAGGGCAUGACUAGCACAGAUGAGUUCGAAAUACAUAAAAUGCUAUGGACUUUACGCAACACAACUGCUAAUACGGGACUGAUGCACGAGUCAUUUUAUUGUAAUGACCCGGAGACAUUCACGAGGAGAUUUUUUGCUUGGGCCAACACGGUGUUUGGCGAAUUUAUAAUUUAUUUGGACCGGGAGUAUCCUCAUCUUUUACAAGGACAUGGCCCCCGAUAUUCCAGAAAUGGAUAACAAUUAUCUGUAGGAAACAAAAAACCAUAUGCAGGGUUCGGAAAAACCCAGGGUUUUAAUCAAAAAUUAUAAAACCCAUGGGUUUUAAUGGGUUUUACCAUGUUAAUUGGGUUUUAUUUGGGUUUUAAUGGGUUUUAAUGGGUUUUAUUGGGUUUA
Molecule: messenger RNA, 3134 nt
Organism: Folsomia candida
Lineage: Eukaryota; Metazoa; Arthropoda; Collembola; Entomobryomorpha; Isotomidae
Product: meiotically up-regulated gene 157 protein
Exons: 8
Coding region: 1317-2978 (553 amino acids)
Biological process (GO): carbohydrate metabolic process
Source: RefSeq, a predicted model, not a curated record